Molecule: messenger RNA, 2518 nt
Organism: Trichogramma pretiosum
Lineage: Eukaryota; Metazoa; Arthropoda; Insecta; Hymenoptera; Trichogrammatidae
Product: zinc finger protein OZF-like
Exons: 2
Coding region: 1290-2270 (326 amino acids)
Biological process (GO): regulation of transcription by RNA polymerase II
Cellular component (GO): nucleus
Molecular function (GO): DNA-binding transcription activator activity, RNA polymerase II-specific; RNA polymerase II cis-regulatory region sequence-specific DNA binding
Source: RefSeq, a predicted model, not a curated record
UUGAAUUAAGGAACGGCAUGCAAAUCGUAUUUCAAACGACAAGUGAUUUUGAUUCGGGCUUUGUAAUUGAAUAUUUUCAUCUACUUUGUUGAGCUUUUUCAUGUACUUCCCAAGGUCAAAAUAUUUGUAAUAAAAUACUCGAUAAAUUCAUGUGAAAUAUUAUACUUCUUUUUAAUGUAGAAAAAGUCUAAUUGAAUGCCAAUCACGCUAUCAUUCUAAAGUAAAUGAUAUAAACAACUAAAAUACAAGUAAAAAACUCGUUUUAGAAAGAAUUAAAUUUAUUGCUAGUACGACAAUUUUUAUCAUUAUUUAAUCUUACUCUCAAAUAAUUGAAAAAUAAAGUAUUCUAUGUGAUAAUGUAUACCAUGCAAGGGAACACACCUGAGUUUUUUCCUAUAAAAUACACGGGUAAAGUUUCCUCCUAUAAUAGUAUAUUUUUCAACGGGUGUAGUUAAGGGGUUUUUAGCAAAAUGAGGGAUUAUAGAGUGAGCUGAAGGCGAUUUUAACUAGUUAACAAAAGAUGUAAAAAAUUUAUGCUACGACUGCUGGUUUAAAAACCAUUUUCGAAACAACUUAUAAAGCUUCCUAUGAAGAUAGAGGAGUUAAAAACAUGCAAAAACUCGCAGUUCGCACAACAUUUUUUGAGUUUAAUUGAAAUUUUUUCUCAGCGAUUAUAGUUCAUGUCGAUUUUUGCCUUCUGGGCUUGGAUUAAAUUUGGAUUGGCGUACGAUUCAACUUCCAUGAUCAUAAAUUUAUGAUUUCUAUUCGAUAAACAUUUUUUUCGCGUUUAUUUCGUUUUUUGUUCAAUUUUCCUCAUAAUAGUUUAAAUUUCUGCUCAAAUAUGAUAUUUACAAAUAUCACAGUUCUUAGCUAUUAUAAUCCCGCAUCAUGUUUAUUACGUCUGCUCUUAUAAUUUCUAUCACCUUGACUGCAUCUGCUGGUAUUAAUGCUGCCUAAUAUUUGUAAACAUUUCGAGCAUUCGAGAUCGCUUGGUUCUUUCUUAUUUAAUUACAUUCAAUGUGUAGAAGUAUAAACUAGUUUUUGAUUCAACAAAAUGAAAUCCAGUGGUGCAAUCCACUAUUCUCCCGGAAUAAAAGAAGAGCCUUAUGAUUCGUGUUAUAAUGAGAAUAAUGGUAGAGAAACGAAAAACCAGGCAUCAGAUACUAAAAAUGUGCAAUACUUUAAAUAUCUGCAAGAGAGUACCGUAAGUUUAUUAGUAACUAUAAUUGAUUUAAAUUGUGGUAUUUUAAGAAAAUAUUUAUGAAACUUCAAUUUUAUAACAGUUUCAUAUGUUUGAAGAUUACCAAGGAGUUAAUGAAUUUCAAUCUAACCAAGAAAUUAAAAUCGAGUUUGAGUGCAAAGAUGAAAAACCUCAUGAGAAUAACUUAGUGCCUGUCAAAGUAGACAAUUUGUCUGAUCAAUAUCAAGAAAAAUGUGGAAAGACAUUUGCCCGAAAAAGUUAUCUCAAAAUAUAUGUUGAUUCAGUGCAUAACGGUCUAACACCUCACAAUUGCGAUGUAUGCGGAAAGACAUUUUCACAAAAGAUUAAUCUGAAAACCCAUUUCGACUCGGUACACAAUCAUAUCAAUCAUCUAUGUCACACAUGUGAAAAGACAUUUGCCCAAAAAAGUUAUCUCAAAAUACAUGUUGAUUCAGUGCAUAAUCGAAUCAAUCACUCAUGUAACACUUGCGGAAAGAGAUUUGCACAAAAGAGUAUUCUUAAAACCCAUGUCGAGUCAGUACAAAAUCGUAUCAAUUACACAUGUCAUAUUUGUGGAAUGACAUUUUCGCAGAAGGGUAGUCUAAAAUUACACAUCGAUUCGGUGCAUAAUGGUAUCAAACACACGUGUCACACGUGUGGAAAGACAUUUGCUCGAAAAAGUUAUCUCAAAAUACAUGUUGAUUCAGUGCAUAAUGGUCUAGAACCUGAUGACUGCGAUGUAUGUACAUUUUCACAAAAGCAGCAUCUGAAAAUCCAUAUUGAUUCUGUGCACAAUGGUAUCGGUCGCCCAUGUCAGAUUUGUGGAAAAUCAUUUGCAGCCAAGGAUUACAUUAAAGUCCAUAUUGAUUCAGUGCAUAAUGAUUGGAAACCUUACAACUGUCAUAUUUGUGGAAAGACAUUUUCACAAAAGAGUAAUCUGAAAACUCAUAUCGAUUCAGUACAUAAUUGUAUCAAUUAUCCAUGUCACACAUGUGGAAAGACAUUUACACAAAAAGGUAAUCUGAAAAUUCAUAUUGAUUCAGUGCAUAAUCAGAGAAAACCUUAUUGAGAAAUGAAUGAUACUCUAUCGUCUCUAUGCAUUCGAUGUUAAUUUACAUAAGAACUGACGAAAGACAUCUGCACGUAAGAGUUAUUUUAAAGUCCAUGAUGAUUCAAUGCGCAAUCGUAUCACAUAUAUUCAGUGCCCUAUCGUUUAUUCAUGUAACAUUCAUGGAAUGUAAUUUGAAAUUCAAGGAAUCUUAAAGUCCACAUAUUCAUUCGGCAUAUAAAUGAAUUAACAUCAUGUUAUAAUUGCAA